Emys orbicularis (European pond turtle) is the source of this 2106-nucleotide messenger RNA. It is a transcript of the gene DOK7, whose product is annotated as docking protein 7. Bases 1 to 2106 code for a protein of 701 amino acids. The record is from RefSeq and is a predicted model, not a curated record. Gene Ontology annotation, biological process: positive regulation of protein tyrosine kinase activity; neuromuscular junction development. Lineage: Eukaryota; Metazoa; Chordata; Testudines; Emydidae. Gene Ontology annotation, molecular function: protein kinase binding. The transcript is spliced from 12 exons.
AUGACGGAUUCCGUGGUGGUGGAGGGUCAUGUCAAAUUGAGAGAUGGAAAAAAGUGGAAGAAUAGGUGGCUGGUGCUGCGCAAACCCUCCCCGGUAGCAGAUUGUUUAGUCAUGUUGGUGUACAAGGAUAAAUCUGAGCGAGCCAAAGGACAUAAGGAGAGGAGCAGCGUGACCUUAGAAGACAUCUGUGGCCUGGAUCCUGGGCUCUCCUAUGAGGGCUUAAAUCACACACUUGCUAUCAUCUGUCUAUCUCAAGUCGUGAUGCUGGGAUUUGACAACAAGGAAAUUAUGUAUGCGUGGGAUGUACGGAUUCGCUACAGUUUGGGGGAAGUUCAUAGGUUUCAUGUUGCUGUAGCACCUGGCACUAAGCUGGACAGUGGACCGGCUACUCUUCACUUCUGCAAUGACAUUCUAGUCCUUGUAAAAGACCUUCCACCCACGGUCAUGGGGCAAUGGAAGCUCUCGGAUUUGCGCCGAUAUGGAGCGGUCCCUAAUGGAUUCAUCUUUGAAGGGGGCACCAGGUGCGGCUUCUGGGCUGGUGUUUUUUUCCUUUCUUGUGCCGAAGGAGAGCAGAUCAGCUUUCUGUUCGACUGUAUCGUUCGUGGCAUCUCCCCGACGAAAGGCCCUUUUGGGUUGCGUCCAGUCCUACCAGACCCAAGUGCAAAUCCAGCCUACACGGAGGAGAGAGUGGCCCAUGAAGCUUUGCAAUUAGAAAAGCGCCUGAGUCUACUAUCCCAUUCAAGUCGCCAGGGCAGUGGAGGAGAUGAUAGAAGCCUGUCAAGUUCAUCUUCAGAUACCAGCCACUCGGACGCUAGUGUUGGGAGUAGGUUGACAAUUUGGCCUGAACAGUCUUCGGCCAGCACUUCUCAAGAGAGUCAUGGAGUGGCAGCUGCAAAGGGCAUUCAUUUUGGGGAAGAAAAAACACUCACAGAAGGGGCACGUGGCACCACCAAACCACCUCCUAAGCCUCUUCGGUCUAGACAGCUACAGGAAAUAGGUCGUCAGAGUUCUUCUGACAGUGGGAUAGCUACUGGUAGUCACUCUUCUUACUCUGGAAGUUUCUCUUCCUAUGCUGGGAGUCUGGAUAUUUGCCAUGGUGAUGAGUUUGGAUCAUUGCUUAGCCUACCAUUGAACCUUCCUUCAGAUCAGAAUUUAUGUACUUGCCUGCACAGUGAACCCCAGAGGAGCUUGGGCUCAGAAUAUCAGGUUCCUAGCCCUGUCAGACAUAUUUAUGACACACCCAGGAGUUUAUUACAGGCAGCUGCUAUAGACGUACAACACAAGAGUGCGGAUUCCACCCAACCAAAGGACCAGGACCCAGCACCUCAAGGCAUUAGUGACCCUAAGGUGUUGGUACCACACUCAGAAACACGGAUGGCACCUGAGCAGAGCCAAGACAGGGGGAGGCAUACAUCCUUACUCCCAGAAGGCACCAAAGACUCAAGUGAUGAGACAUAUGUGGAUUUUGUUUCGAGGUGGUCAGAUGUAAAACCACAAGGACAGGUGUUAGACUCCAAAAGUAGUGAGUUGGCACCACCUAGUGGAGUCCCAGCUGACCCCUGUGAAAUAUAUAGCCCCCACCCUGGGAUGACAAGAGCUCUCUUUUCAGCUUGUCCAAUCUGUGGUGGACUAAAGGGAACAGCAGUUUUACAGCCUGGAGUCUUACCAGCUCUCCCAGGUGCUUCUUCUGUCAUGGCAGCUUCUGGAUCUCUGAAAGUACAUAAAGGGCACACUCUGCAAGCUGGUCCUAAAGGUGGUUUUGGGUUCAUGGCACCACCUGCAGAACUUGGAACUUCUAGUGGCCCUGAAGAACCCGGAGGGGCAGUAGGUUAUUCAACAGAUCUACCUGUAUCUGAUCGACCCCACAGUGAGACAACAACCUAUGUUAAUAUUCCUGUCAGUCCUACAUCGAAGAAACAGCUCCACUACAUGGAACUGGAGCUUCAAGAACCUAGCACAGGCAUAAGAGGGGGCGGAUCAACCAAAUAUGCACAGAUUGACAUUGCGGCCACGGAGACAGCCCACAAAGUGGGAACUCAGCACGCUCAAUGCCGUGAGGACCGCCUGCAGGAACUUGAACACAAGAAGAAAGGGUCCCAGGAGUGA